Oncorhynchus tshawytscha (Chinook salmon) is the source of this 2263-nucleotide messenger RNA. RefSeq names its product large neutral amino acids transporter small subunit 1. Gene Ontology annotation, cellular component: membrane. Gene Ontology annotation, biological process: neutral amino acid transport; amino acid transmembrane transport. Gene Ontology annotation, molecular function: neutral L-amino acid transmembrane transporter activity; L-amino acid transmembrane transporter activity. The coding region runs from base 105 to 1784 and encodes 559 amino acids. The record is from RefSeq and is a predicted model, not a curated record. Lineage: Eukaryota; Metazoa; Chordata; Actinopteri; Salmoniformes; Salmonidae. The transcript has 12 exons.
GAGGAAGACAGAGAGAGAGAGACAGUUGAGGGGAAGCGUAGGGAGGAGGAAGAGAGCAAAAAGAAAGGAAGGAAAAGGAGAGAAGGGGGCUAAAGGAAGACAGGAUGGCAGAGCCAGAGCUGAAAUCACAGAGCAGCCUGGAGAGCUUGAAGAAGGCAGCCGAGGGCCAGGAGAAGAUGGAGGCUGAGGCGGUUCCCGACAACCCAGACAAGCCUCCUUCACCGGACAAGCAUCCAUCCAAGCCUCCGUCCCAAUCCACCAUUACCGACACAGGCACCGUGGCAGCCACCACCCCUACUGCAGAUGCCUCCUCCCCAGCCAAGGCAGCGGGCGGCAAGAUCGAGCUGAAGCGCAGCAUCACGCUCUUCAAUGGCGUGGGCAUGAUCAUCGGCACCAUCAUCGGCUCGGGCAUCUUCAUCACGCCCACAGGGGUGGUAAAGGAGGCUGGCUCGGCCGGUCUGUCGCUGGUGGUGUGGGCCGUGUGCGGUGUGGUGUCCACCAUGGGCGCCCUGUGCUACGCCGAGCUGGGCACCACCAUCACCAAGUCGGGUGGAGACUACACCUACAUCCUGGAGGUGUACGGCGAGCUGGCUGCCUUCCUCAAGCUGUGGGUGGAGAUGCUGAUCAUCAGGCCGUCCUCCCAGUAUGUGGUGUCGCUGGUGUUCGCCACCUACCUGCUCAAGCCCCUCUACCCAAACUGCAGUGUGCCCGACAGCGCCGCCAAGCUCAUCGCUUGCCUCUGCCUCACAUCAUUGACCUUUGUGAACUGCAUCAGCGUGCGGGCUGCCACCAAGGUCCAGGACUUGUUCACUGCGUCAAAGCUCCUGGCCCUGAUCAUAAUCAUCGUUUUCGGUUUCAUUCAGAUCGGUACAGGUGAUGUGCCAUACCUGACACCAGAACUGGCGUUUGAAGGCAGCAAAUGGGGAGUCGACAACAUUGUGUUGGCUCUAUACAGUGGACUCUUUGCUUUUGGUGGCUGGAAUUACCUGAAUUACGUGACAGAGGAAAUGAUCAAUCCAGAGAGAAACCUGCCACUGUCCAUCAUUAUCUCCAUGCCCAUUGUGACUGUGGUGUACGUACUGACCAAUCUGGCCUACUUCACCACUAUCCCCCCGAGUGUGAUGGUUGAGUCCGAGGCAGUAGCUGUGAUCUUUGGGGAGUACCAUCUUGGUGUGAUGUCCUGGCUCAUCCCUGUCUUUGUGGGGCUGUCCUGCUUCGGAGCGGUCAACGGAAGCCUGUUCACCUCGGCACGGCUGUUUUAUGCUGGCGCUCGAGAGGGUCAGCUCCCUGCUGCACUGGGAUUGGUCCACACUGACCUCUUCACUCCAGUGCCCUCCCUCAUUUUCACGUGUUUCCUGUCCAUGCUGUAUGCCUUGUCCAAGGACAUCUUCUCGGUCAUCAACCUGUUCAGCUUCUUCACCUGGCUGUGUGUGGGCAUGGCCAUUGCCGGCUUGCUGUGGCUCCGCUGGACCAAGCCAGAGCUCAGGAGACCCAUCAAGAUUUGGUUGGUGGUCCCUGUGGUGUUUGUGCUGGGCUGUGUCUUUAUGAUCGUGGUGUCCUUCUGGGCAGCUCCCUUUGAGUGCCUGAUAGGCAGCGGGAUCAUCCUCACUGGUAUCCCUGCCUAUCUCCUGGGGUACAAGUGGAAGAAGCCCCACGUUGUAAAGAAGAUCCUAGAGAUCUUUACUCUGUUCUGCCAGAAGAUUUUUAUGUCUGUUCCAGAAGAGCGGGAAGAGAAGGAAUCAGUCAAAGUAGCUGAAGAAGUCGAAACAACAAAGGAAGACUGAGUCAAUCUAUUAGUUGGAACAUUACAUGUUUACACUCAUUAUUGCUUUUGUGACAGAGUUCGAUGACUCUUGGUAACAUAGGGUUUAUACAUAUAGGGUUUAUAUGUAUGCUUCAGUGUACAUAUUUUGUAUUUUACAUGCAUUUUCAUACUGUAUCAUCCCUUUGUACUCUCUCCAGUAAUUCAAUUCCAGUUAUUCCACUUUCCAGUCAUAUAGAGUACUUCAAACAUCCUCACAUUUUAUCUUACCUAACCUUUUGUAUUUUAUUUUUUUAACCUAUUUUGUUCUUCAGUAUUCAAUAGACCUGGAUUAAGCUAACAAAAAGAGGAGUCAGGAAACAGACAAAAGAGUCAUAUUUUCAUCAAGUUUUGGUAUGCUCCUCAGACAAUCAUCCAAAUCUAGAUAACUACACUACCGGUCAAAAGUUUUAGAACACCUACUCAUUCAAGUGAUUUUCUUUGUUUUUACUAUUUUCUACA